GCCACGCCCCGACAGGGUGCCUUGGAGAACAGAUGGCUUCCAUCACCUGCCCCUCUGCUGCCUCCAUCUUCACGGUGAUUUUGGUCACCUUUGACCGGUACCUGGCUAUUACGCAUCCUUUCCGCUACUUCAACAUCAUGUGCGGCUCAGUGGUCGGGAUUUGCAUUGGAGGUCCUUGGCUGCUGGCUUGUUUGAUCGGUUUCCUCCCGGUGAUGGUGCACAGCUUCCGGGUGGAGAACUACCAAGGCCUCUGCACCUUCUUCGCCGUGUUUCAGCCCACAUACACCCUGGUGGUCUUGUGUGUCAGCUUCUUCCCGGUUUUCUUCGUCUUUCUCUAUUUCCACUGCCGCUUGCUCAAGAUCGCUUCUCUGCACAUCCAGCACAUCCGAGAACUGGAACCCGCGGGCCUGCCGGCCACCUGCCCAACCUCCCAGCCUCCCAACGAUACCAAAGCCUUGCGUACUGUGGCCAUCUUGGUGGGUUGUUUUGCCUUCUCCUGGACCCCCUUCUUUGUGGUGAGCAUUGCCCAGAUUGCCUGCCAGCGCUGUUACCUCCAUGGCCUGCUGGAACACUACCUCUGGGUGUUGGGCGUGUGCAACUCUCUAGCGAAUCCCCUCGUCUAUGGCUAUUGGCAGAAGGAGGUUCGCCUGGAGAUCUAUCAGAUGUGUCUGUGCCUGAAGAACAAAAUCUUCCCUCUUUUUCACUCGGACAGCCAACCUGAUGCUGCUCCCACCCAGCCUGAGGGACCACUCUAUAUCAUCUCACUAGCCCAGCUGAAGGACUGA
Thamnophis sirtalis is the source of this 785-nucleotide messenger RNA. RefSeq names its product G protein-coupled receptor 119 (gene GPR119). Gene Ontology annotation, biological process: G protein-coupled receptor signaling pathway. Gene Ontology annotation, cellular component: membrane. The record is from RefSeq and is a predicted model, not a curated record. Lineage: Eukaryota; Metazoa; Chordata; Lepidosauria; Squamata; Natricidae. Gene Ontology annotation, molecular function: G protein-coupled receptor activity.